Messenger RNA from Paramacrobiotus metropolitanus, 1206 nucleotides. RefSeq lists its product as uncharacterized. The record is from RefSeq and is a predicted model, not a curated record. The transcript is spliced from 2 exons. NCBI's taxonomy places the organism in Eukaryota, Metazoa, Tardigrada, Eutardigrada, Parachela, Macrobiotidae. Bases 222 to 884 code for a protein of 220 amino acids.
CGCUACCAGUGUCUACGCUUUCAGUACGAAGAACAACGCCACAUGUCAAGAAUAACCGUACAGUAAGCAUAUCUGCGGUGACGCUUUUAUGCCCUACAAACGAAGAACCAGUCGUUAAAAAAACAAACUGAGCUGCAUUUCGAUCCAAUUCGAGUAGCGUUUUCACCAUCGUGGAGUUUUAAGCUGGACGAUGUGAUUACGUUUGGUAACACGUCAGGAUAAUGGCGGGUAAUGGGGCGAAAACGGGGACAAGGCAUAUGAUUGGGCUCGGCGCUGCCCUGUGUGUCUGUGGCCUACUGCUGCUUAUCCCGGAUACCGUUUUCUUCGUUUUAUUCAUCCCCAUAUUUGGAUUUUCCGGCGUCAUCUCCGGAAUCUUCUACAUCGUCACCGGCGCGAUAACGAUCGCCGCCGGGAAAACCACGCAGACCAACCAGGACAACGCCCGCUGCCUGCUGAUCGCCGCCCUGGUGCUCAGUACCUUGUCGCUGCUGUGUGCCUUCGGUUUGCUCAUCUUCGCCAUUAUCGUGACCAUCUGGGUGAGCAUCUGGCCGUUGGCGGCGGCCGUGUUGGUCUUGCAUCUGCUGGUGUUGGCCAUCUGUAUCGGUGUGAUCGUAGUGGUGGCCCGCUGUCCCGCCUUGCAUGCCCGCCCCACCCUGAAUGUGGUGAUGACGCCUCUGGUCUCGCCGCAAGGGACCGGAGAGGCUCCCACGUCCAGCUACCACACUGUUCAGUUUUAUCCGGCUCACGCAGCAGAGAAAGCUUUUCAUCCGGUUCGGGAACCAGGGAAAGCAUUUUAUGCGGUUCAUGAACCAGGGAAAGCUUUUUAUCCAAUUCAUGAACCAAGAAAAGGUUUUUAUCCGGUUUAUCCACCACAGAACGUUUGAAGCAUCCCUGCCAGGAAAUGCAUGUAACAGUGUUAAAGCAAAUGUCUGUGUAAUCUUUUACGGUCUUCUGACUACCUGUUCUAGCUACCUUAUGACACCAUCUUGCAUAAGCGCAGCGUGGCUGUGCAGAUUUUCCGGAAGUUGGGCAUGCAGAUUCUUAAUCGUUCUUGUACCGAUGGGGUACGCUUGAUGAUUCGAAUGCUUUCCUCUUUUAAAGUAGCUCUGGAGAAGUGAUUGUCGUAUAAUAUAUUGCUUGCGCUAUUACUUUCGUAUGCGGAAAAUAAUUGCCAGUGCCGACAGUUAAAAAAAUUGUGAUCGAAAA